Brettanomyces bruxellensis is the source of this 5733-nucleotide messenger RNA. It is a transcript of the gene FAS2, whose product is annotated as 3-oxoacyl-[acyl-carrier-protein] synthase. The record is from RefSeq and is a predicted model, not a curated record. Lineage: Eukaryota; Fungi; Ascomycota; Pichiomycetes; Pichiales; Pichiaceae. The transcript has a single exon. Gene Ontology annotation, molecular function: holo-[acyl-carrier-protein] synthase activity; magnesium ion binding; 3-oxoacyl-[acyl-carrier-protein] synthase activity. Bases 1 to 5733 code for a protein of 1910 amino acids. Gene Ontology annotation, cellular component: fatty acid synthase complex. Gene Ontology annotation, biological process: long-chain fatty acid biosynthetic process.
AUGAAGCCAGAAAUUGAACAGGAGUUGUCACACACUCUUCUUACAGAGUUGUUGGCAUACCAAUUUGCGUCACCAGUCAAGUGGAUUGAAACUCAGGAUGUAUUCUUGAAGGAGUACAAAACUGAGAGGAUCGUUGAGAUUGGACCAUCGCCAAUCUUGUGCCACAUGGCAUUGAAGACGAUCAAGAACAAGUACGAGUCGUAUGAUGCAGCAUUGUCUCUCCAGAGACAGGUUCUUUGCUACUCGAAGGACAACAGCGACAUCUACUACACUCCGGAUGCAGCCGAGCUUGAGGAGGAGGGCAAGAAGGCAGCAGCCCGGGCAGGCAAGAAGGGAAAGAAGAUGAAGGAGGGAAAGAAGGUGAAGAAAGUGGAGAAGGUGAAGGUAGAGAAAGUAGAGAAAGCAGAGAAAGCAGUUCCUGCUGCAAUUCCUGCUACUGCUACUCCUUCCUCGGCCACCUCGCAGAUCCCAGACGAACCAAUCAAAGCAGAGAUCGUCGUGAAGGCUAUCGUGGCCCACAAGUUGAAGAAGUCGAUCGACGAGGUUCCAAUGGACAAAACGAUCAAGGACUUGGUGGGUGGAAAGUCGACGGUGCAGAACGAGAUUGUGGGAGAGUUGGGCAAGGAGCUGGGCAACCUGCCGGAGAAGCCCGAGGAUAUGCCGCUGCAGGAGCUCUGCGACACGUUGCAGGAGACGUUUGCGGGUGGAUUCGGUAAGGUGACGUCAUCGCUGGUUGCACGGUUGAUCUCGUCGAAGAUGCCGGGAGGAUUUUCGGUUGGUGCGACGAGACGGUACCUUGAGACGCGGUGGGGGUUGCAGGGCGGCCGACAGGACGCGGUGUUAUUGUACGCAGUUACCGGGGAGCCCGGUCAGCGUUUGGCUGGGGAGCCGGAGGUCCGUGCGUUUUUUGACGGGUUGGUUACGCGGUACGCGGCCCGGGCUGGCGUGGAUCUCACGCAGGCCCAGGCGGGAGCCGGUACCGGGGCGCCCGGUGGAGCUGGGGCGGCCCCCGUGGUGGACGCGGCGGCGAUGGAGAAGUUGACGGCGGGCAGCCGGAAACUGGCCCGGCAGCAGUUGGAGACGUUGGCCCGGUACUUGAAGAUGGAUCUCACCAAGGGGGACCGGUCCCUGGUGAAGCAGAAGGAGGCCACGGCAGUGUUGCAAGCCCAGUUGGACUUGUGGGCCGAGGAGCACGGCGAGUACUACGCUAGUGGCAUCAAACCGGCCUUCUCGAGGUUGAAGGCCCGGGUGUACGACUCGUACUGGAACUGGGCCCGGCAGGAUGCCCUCUCGAUGUACUACGAUAUCAUCUUUGGCAACUUGCGGACUGUGGAUCGGGAAACGGUCCGGCAGUGCAUCCAAAUCAUGAACCGGGCCAACCCGACGUUGAUCGAGUUCAUGCAGUACCACAUUGACCACACCCCUGUUGAGAGAGGAGAGACCUACGAGCUGGCCAAGCGGCUCGGCCAGCAGUUGACGGACAACUGCCGGGAGGUGUUGGGCCACCAGCCGGUGUACAAGGACGUUUCGAGGCCGACGGGACCGAAAACGACGAUCGACGAGCGGGGGAACGUGCAGUACGCGGAGGUUCCGAAGGAAGGGUGCCGGAAAUUCGAGCAGUACGUGCAUGAGAUGGCCCAGGGCGGGGCCAUGACCAAGGACCGGUCGUACCACUCGAUCCAGGAGGACCUUGUGCGGGUUUACAAGGCGAUCUCGAAGCAGGCAUCGGGCCAGUCGAAGCUCGAGUUCGAGAAGAUGUACAAGCGGUUGAUUGACUUCGUGGAUAGCAACACGGAGAUUGAGGUGUUGAAGUCGGCCCAGGACGUUUUGGGGAGCGGAGUGGAGGAAGGCGGAGAUGAAGGAGAAGGAGAGGAAGCAGAGUUGAGCAGUGCAGACGACACGUCGGAAAUCGCAUCGUUGAAAGAGUACUCGGAGAUCAAGAGGCACGUCUCGGCAACAAUCCCACCGGAGACAAUCCCAUUCUUGCACCUCCGGCGGAAAAACAAGUACGGGGAGUGGAGUUACGACCGGGCAGGCACGGAAAAGUACUUGGACGAGCUGGAGAACGCGGCGGUGAACGGGGUGAGCUUCGCGGGCAAGUGUGCCCUCGUGGUGGGUGCCGGCAAGGGCUCGAUCGGCGUUCAGGUCCUGCAGGGCCUCCUCUCUGGAGGUGCGAAGGUGGUUGCCACGACGUCGAAGUACUCGAAGGAGGCGGCAGAGUACUACCAGGACAUCUAUGCACGGUAUGGGGCGGCCGGAUCGACGUUGGUGCUUGUUCCAUUCAACCAGGCAUCGGUCCAGGACCUCCGGUCGAUCGUCGAGUACAUCUACGACGACCCGAAGAAGGGCGGCCUAGGCUGGGACCUCGACUUCGUGGUUCCGUUCGCGGCGAUCCCGGAGAUGGGCAUCGAGCUGGACUCGCUCGAGUCGAAGUCGGAGUUGGCCCACCGGAUCAUGUUGACGAACUUGCUCCGGCUGUUGGGCGAGGUGGUGAAGGCGAAGCGGGCCCGGCAGAUCGAGACCCGGCCGGCCGAGGUGAUCCUCCCGCUGUCUCCGAACCACGGCACGUUUGGGUCCGACGGCAUGUACUCGGAGUCGAAGUUGGCCUUGGAGACGCUUUUCAACCGGUGGCACUCCGAGAGCUGGUCGUCGUACCUGACGAUCUGCGGGGCUGUGAUUGGCUGGACCAGGGGCACGGGGCUCAUGUCUGGCAACAACGUGAUUUCCGAGGGAAUCGAGAAACUCGGUGUGCGGACCUUCUCGCAGCGUGAGAUGGGCUUCAACUUGCUCGGGUUGCUGUCCCCUCGGAUCAAGGUGAUGACCGAGAAAUCGCCCGUGAUGGCAGACUUAAACGGCGGGUUGCAGUUCGUGACCAACUUGCGUGAGUACACGAACCGGCUCCGGGCUGAGAUCGGCAGCACGUCGGACGUUCGGCGGGCCGUGAGCAUCGAGACGGCCCUGGACUACAAGUGCGUGAGUGGUGAGCAGGCAGAUGCACCGUUCAACCCUUCCCGGGUGCAGCCGAAGGCCAACAUGCGGUUCGAGUUCCCAGAGUUGAAGCCGUACGACCAGCUCAAAGCGAAGGCCCCCGAGUUGGAGGGCAUGCUAGACCUGGACCGCGUGGUGGUGGUGACCGGGUUCUCGGAGGUGGGCCCCUGGGGCAACUCGCGGACCCGGUGGGAGAUGGAGGCCGAGGGGGAGUUCUCGCUCGAGGGAUGCGUGGAGAUGGCGUGGAUCAUGGGCUUCAUCCGGUACUUCAACGGGCGGAUCAAGGGCCGGCAGUACACCGGGUGGGUGGAUGCGAAGACCGGGCAACCCGUGGCAGAUCUGGACAUCAAGAAGAGGUACGAGAAGCAGAUCUUGGCCCACUGCGGCAUCCGGCUGAUCGAGCCGGAGUUGUUCGACGGCUACGACCCGAACAAGAAGGAGUUCCUGCAGGAGGUGAUCAUCCAGCAGGACUUGGAGCCGUUUGUGUCUGACGGCGAGACUGCCCGGCAGUUCCGGUUGCAGCACGGCGACAAAGUGGAGAUCUUCGCCCUGGACGAGUCUGGAGAGGAGUACUCGGUCCGGCUGUUGAAGGGGGCCCGGUUGUUUGUUCCCAAGGCCCUCCGGUUCGACCGCCUGGUGGCCGGCCAGAUCCCCACGGGCUGGGACCCUAAGAAGUACGGCAUCCCGGCCGAUAUCGUCGACCAGGUCGACCCGCUCACCUUGUUUGUGCUCGUGGCCACCGUCGAGGCGCUUCUCAGUGCCGGAAUCACCGAUCCGUACGAGUUCUACCGGUACGUGCACGUGUCUGAGGUGGGAAACUGCACGGGAUCGGGCAUGGGCGGUGUCACGGCCCUCCGGGGAAUGUUCAAGGCCCGGUACAAGGACAUCCCCGUGCAGAACGACAUUCUCCAGGAGUCGUUCAUCAACACGGUGGCCGCCUGGGUCAACAUGCUCUUGCUCUCGUCCUCGGGCCCCAUCAAGACCCCAGUGGGGGCCUGUGCCACGGCCAUCGAGUCCGUCGAUGCCGGUGUCGAGACCAUUCUCUCGGGCAAGGCCAAGAUCGUGCUCGUGGGCGGUGCCGACGACUUUGGCGAGGAGGGCUCCUACGAGUUUGCCAAUAUGAAGGCCACGUCCAACGCCGUCGAGGAGUUUGAGCACGGCCGGACACCUGCCGAGAUGUCUCGGCCUGCCACGACCACCAGGAACGGGUUCAUGGAGUCCCAGGGUUCCGGAAUCGAGGUCUUGAUGACCGCCUCCUUGGCCAUCCGGAUGGGUGUGCCUAUAUACGGCAUUGUGGCCAUGUCGUCCACGGCCUCCGACAAGAUCGGCCGGUCCGUGCCCGCCCCUGGCCAGGGUAUCUUGACCACGGCCCGCGAGUACCACGGCGACUUGCAGUACCGGUCACCGCAGCUGGACAUCAAGUACCGGUCCCGGCAGAUCCGCCGCAGGAGAAAGCAGAUCAAAGAGUGGUACGAGGACGAGCUACGCGAGCUGGAGGCCGGUGCCAAGCACGAAGCACCCUCCGAUGUGGCCCGGUACCUCGCGGAGCGAACCGAGGAGUUGCAGAGAGAGGCCGCCCGGCAGAUCAAGGAUGCCCAGAGGCAGUACGGCAACGAGUUCUGGAAGGACGACCCGCGGAUCUCCCCACUCCGGGGUGCCCUAGCCACCUUCGGCUUGACUAUCGACGACUUGGGCGUGUGCUCGUUCCACGGCACGUCCACCAAGGCCAACGACAAGAACGAGUCCGAGACCAUCGACCGCAUGAUGCAGCACCUGGGCCGGACCCCCGGCAAUGCCGUCUACGGAGUCUUCCAGAAGUACCUCACGGGCCACCCCAAGGGUGCAGCCGGGGCCUGGAUGCUCAACGGGGCCCUCCAGAUCAUGCAGACGGGACUCGUGCCGGGCAACCGCAACGCCGACAACAUCGACAAGCAGCUCGAAAACUACAAGUUCGUUCUUUUCCCCUCUCGGUCCAUCCAGACCGACGGAAUCAAGGCCGUAUCCGUCACCUCCUUCGGCUUUGGCCAGAAAGGUGCCCAGGCCGUCGUCGUCAACUCAGACUACUUGUUUGCCGCUUUGUCCCGCUCCCAGUAUGACGAGUACUCCUACAAGGUCGCCCGCCGCCACAAGAAGUCCUACUCCUACAUGCAGAACGCCCUGCUCCACAACAACAUGUUUGUCGCCAAGGCCCAUCCUCCUUACACCGACUCCCAGGAGCAGCAGGUCUACUUGGACCCCUUGGCCCGUGUUUCCCAGGACAACCAGGACCACUACAGCUUCGACGACGAUGCCUUGCAGAAAAGCAGCAUGUACGUCUCUUCCACUGCCACCAAGACUGCUGGAAUGCUCUCGGACCUGCUCCAGGCUCGCGGUGCACAUCCCAGUGCCGGUGUCGGCGUUGAUGUCGAGAUGAUUUCCGCCAUCAACACUGACAGUCGCCUGUUCAUCGAACGCAACUUCACCCCGGCCGAGAUCGCCUACUGCGAGGCUGCCCCUGACCCAAGGGCCUCUUUCGCGGGCCGCUGGUCUGCCAAGGAGGCCGUGUUCAAGGCGUUGAACACCGCGGGACACGGGGCUGCUGCUGCUUUGAAGGAUAUCGAGGUUCUUGCUGAUGCCAACGGUGCUCCCGUUGUCAACUUGACUGGCUCUGCCAAGGUGGCUGCCAAGGAGAGCAGCAUUAGGAAUGUAAAGGUGUCUAUCUCGCACGAUGACAUGCAGUCGUUGGCCGUUGCUAUCUCUGAUUGA